This is a messenger RNA of Misgurnus anguillicaudatus (oriental weatherfish), 4995 nucleotides long. It is a transcript of the gene pskh1, whose product is annotated as protein serine kinase H1. Gene Ontology annotation, molecular function: ATP binding; protein kinase activity. Lineage: Eukaryota; Metazoa; Chordata; Actinopteri; Cypriniformes; Cobitidae. Gene Ontology annotation, biological process: protein phosphorylation. The record is from RefSeq and is a predicted model, not a curated record.
GAAGACAAUUAACAUUAUUUCUAGUUUAUUUCUAGGCCAUUUUUAUUGUUUUGUCUUAACGAUAUUUGUUGCAGGGGUCGAAGCAGCGGAGGUCUUUCCCUUUCUAAAAGAAAAAAAAAGAAGAAGGGGGAGAGAGAAAGAAAGGUCUACACAGGAAAAAAGGUGGUCCCACUCCGAAAACACCGUUUCCAAGCAGGCGGUCUCAACUUUUUCUCUCCCGUAUCGUGUCUUCGCUAAAAUGAUACAAAUCCAUUAACAAGCUUUACUUUUGGACUCAGCAUGUUCAUGUUAGCAGUCACUGGAAGUUUGUGUUUUUGGACUGAAGUUUUAUAAAUCUGACGUAAAAUGGAGAGAGGAGCUGAAUUUGGGCUGAGGAGGCUGGCCCUGGGAAUCUCGCCUUCUUCUUACUCCCUCCAUCGGCUGUAAGAAAACCCUUCUCGAGAUCAACAGCAAAUUUCUCAUCGCCUCUUAUUUGGACAGUACUAAGGUUGAAGUACUGAGGUUCAUUGUUGAAGUGAGUGUGGGGCUGGAAGUUUCCUCUUGUGGCAUUUGCCGGUGUGACUCUGCACCGUGCACAGAUUGGAUAUUGCCUGUGAGAUGAGGAUGUGCUGUUGGCAACAGGAAGGAAGGAUUUUGACGUGAUGGGGUGCAGGACGAGUAAAGUCCUCCCAGAGCCACCCGCUGAUGUCCAACUAGACCUAGUCAAAAAGGUAGAACCACAUCAGACCGAUGUCUAUAAAAACUUUAUCAGAUGUGACGGUGGGGCUGAGAAAACGCCAUCCCCUCAGGACCAAUGCCAGGCUGCGGCAAAGGUGAGUCAAUCUCCUCCUCCGGCUAACGGCCAGCCGGAGCCGGCUGACCCACACCGAAAGAAAGUUGCCAAAUACAGGGCCAAAUUUGACCCUCGAGUGACCGCUAAGUAUGAUAUCAAAGCUUUGAUAGGUCGGGGCAGUUUCAGUCGGGUGGUACGAGUGGAACACAGGAGUACGCGGCAGCCGUAUGCCAUCAAGAUGAUCGAGACCCGUUACAGAGAGGGCAGGGAAGUGUGCGAAUCCGAACUCUGCGUCUUGAGACGCGUGCGGCACACCAACAUCAUCCAACUGAUGGAGGUGUUUGAGACGGCCGAGCGGGUUUACAUGGUGAUGGAGCUGGCCACUGGUGGAGAGCUGUUUGACCGCAUCAUCGCCCGUGGGUCUUUUACAGAAAGGGAUGCUACACGAGUGCUGCAGAUGGUUCUUGAUGGGGUAAAGUACCUCCACAUGCUGGGCAUCACGCACAGGGAUCUAAAGCCCGAAAACUUACUUUACUAUCAUCCUGGUGCUGAUUCUAAGAUCAUGAUCACAGACUUUGGCUUGGCCAGCACAAGGAAGAAAGGAGAUGAAUGUCUGAUGAAGACUACCUGUGGAACACCCGAGUACAUCGCUCCUGAGAUUCUCGUUCGCAAGCCAUAUACUAAUGCAGUAGACAUGUGGGCACUGGGAGUCAUUUCGUACAUACUGCUCAGUGGUACCAUGCCUUUUGAGGAUGACAAUCGCAUGCGCCUCUAUCGACAGAUCCUCAAAGGGAAAUACAGCUUCUCGGGGGAGCCAUGGCCAAGUGUUUCCAACCUCGCUAAGGACUUUAUCGACCGUGUCCUCACAGUGGAUCCUAAUGAACGGCUGACUGCGGGCCAGGCACUUAAACACCCUUGGAUUGUCAGCAUGGCUGCUUCCUCCUCCAUGAAGAACCUGCAGCGAUCCAUUUCCCAGAACCUCCUGAAGAGAGCCUCAUCACGCUGUCACAGCACCAAGUCGGCCCAAUCCACUCGCUCCAGCCGCUCCACCAAAUCUAGCAAGGCGCGACGCGUUCGCGAGAAAGAGCUGAGGGAACUCAACCGAAGAUACCAGCAGCAGUUGUAAUGGUUGACAAUAUGUUUCCUACUAGUUCAGACAAACAGUGGAGAGCGUUGGAGAGCGCAGAGCAACACUGCAUCUCGACUAAGAUGUCAACUUCCUCAUCACGGAGCCAAUUAGAAGAAAACUUCCUUUUGAAACUUUCAUACGUUUUCUCUUUUUCUGCUGUUUCUCUUGUUUAUUACCUGUGUUUUAUUUAUUUAUUGUUGGUGUAUUUUCAUUGUCAUGUUGUCUUUGAAAUUGUCUCAUUCAUCCUUUUAUCUGAUUGUAUCUGUUGAACAGAAUUUUUACUUUGCUGGAAGGACUGAGAAUACAUGUUGACUGUUCCAGACCUUCCUGAUUUUUGCUGUGAAUUAUUUGUUUUGGUACACUGUCAAAAAAAAUUCCCAAGUUGUCACUUGUGUGGUACUCUUUAAAAAGGUCCUAAUAUGUACCAUUUACACACAUAUAUGUAUACAUUUGGUACCAAUAUGUACCUUUGUUGUACUAAUAUGCACUCGUUGGUACCAAUAUGUGUUUUUGAGGUACCAUUAUGACCUCUUUAGGUGCAAUGGUGUACUUUUUGAAAGGGUACCGCCCCGGUGACAGCUAGGGACCAUUUUUUCUGACAGUGUAUCCACAAAGUCAGUUGCUCUUCUGAGAGGGGAAAUGUGCUGUUUAUGCAUUAUUGAAAAUAAAUCAAAUGGCCUUAGAAAAGUAACCAUGCAGAUCACAUUUAUAAGGACAUUGCUAUCUCUUGAUAUCAAGGGGCUACAAUUGUUUCUCUUGUGCCUUCAUUUUGUUACAUUUUUUCUGCAACCCAGCUAAUAUAGACAUCAAUGUUAAAGUAAUAGUCUACUCAUUUUCAAUAUUAAAAUAUGUUAUUACCUUAACUAAGAAUUGUUGAUACAUCCCUCUAUCAUCUGUGUGCGUGCACGUAAGCGCUGGAGCGCGCUGCGACGCUUCGAUAGCAUUUAGCUUAGCCCCAUUCAUUCAAUGGUACCAUUCAGAGAUAAAGUUAGAAGUGACCAAACACAUCAACGUUUUUCCUAUUUAAGACGAGUAGUUAUACGAGCAAGUUUGGUGGUACAAAAUAAAACGUAGCGCUUUUCUAAGCGGAUUUAAAAGAGGAACUAUAUUUUAUGGCGUAAUAGCACUUUUGGGAGUACUUCGACUCGCCUGAAAAGUCCGCUCCCCUUCUCACUCUCAUAAUGGGAGAGGGAGGGUGUAACUGCGCCGAAUUUUAAUAUUGAAAAUGAGUAGACUAUUCCUUUAAUAUCCGUUGGUAAAAGAAAGAAAAUUUAAAUCUAAAGAAAAUUAUUUUAGUAAAAUAGUUUAAGACUCUUAAGUCUCAAGAUUUGGUUAGUGAAAAAUUUACUAUGCAAUUUAAACUUUAAAGUUUGUUAGCAGAAUUGUGGCAGUCACCUUGAGGAUGAUUCAUGACUUACACUGUUGGAUCUGUCUUAACAUGCAUCCUGGUCAUUUAUCAUACUAACUAAUAUUGAUCACUCUGUGACAGUGGGUGGCUCAGUGGAUGAGAAGGCCGAGCUGUAUGCUUUGGUUUCUUUAUUGACCCCAGUUAUUUUUCCUUGAAUAAGCCACUUGAACCACCAUGAGGGCCUUGUGACAGCCUUUAAAUCUCACCCCCCUCUGUUAAAAAAGAACAGAGAUAUGCCAAAGACAUUCUCAUGUGCCUAUAUAAAAAAGAACCAUUUGGGGAGAAAUUACUUCUCAUAAAAAUUUAUACUGUUAAAACUGUGAUAAUAUUGAGAAUUCUGGAAGUAUAUGUUUUAAAUAAAUCAGUUUUUGUGUAGUUUUAUAAAAAUAGCAAUAUUUUGGAUAUUUGUUUUAAUAACAGUAUUUGACAAAAGAAAUACUUAAAACUUUGUUUUCUUUAACAUUAUUUCACAUCUAAGCUUGCAUAAUUCUCAAACAAACUUGAGAAAAUAAUGUAUUUUCUUCUUUUUUGUUAUGUUUAUUAAUUAAAUUCAACAGUUUGUAAAAUAAUUUUAAGUAUUCUGGGUUGUUUUUUCUAAGUUUAAAAAUUAUUAGAAAUUUAAAACACAUUUAACAUCAGGUCAUUUAUGAGUGUAAGGUCCAUCAUAUACAGUACAUUUUUCUUUCAACAAAAUCCACUAGAGUGCCUUGGUGUCAUAAAUGACUUUGGGUAAUUAUUAUUAUUAUUAUUUUUUGGGAAGACCACUGUUGUUAUGUCUCUAUACCCCAAAUAGUUUUUCUUACGAAAAGUGUUAUUUUAGCCUAUAAGUGUCUGUUUUAUUCGAUUUACUAUUGAGUCAAAUUGAAAAUGGCAAUGAAAUGCUCUUAAAAGUGCAAAAAUAAGUUUGAUGUAGUCUUUUAUCAACAUGCAUGUAAUGUGUGUUUGUAGCUACAGUUGAAAUAAAACUUCAACUGUUGUUGGUUUAUUGAGUUAAAUCCAACAAUGUCUUUUGAAAAGAUUGUUUUUGUCUUUUUUUAAUGAAUUUUUAUAGAAAUGUUCAUCAACUUUUUCACCCAAAAUAGUGAAAUCAGUAAUAUUUUGUAAAAUGCUGGAAUUAAAUAAUACAAAAACAAAUUUCCUGACAUGUCUGCACAUGCCUUUAACCCUUUCACCACCAAAUAUCAAUGUAAUCUGCUUUCAAUCUGGUGUAGCUUGACAAUUCAAAAUGUAAUUUCUUCUGUAUUCUUCCAGCUGUAUGUAAGGCUAACUCAUAUUUCCACAUGUGCAGCAUUUACGUCAUGAUUUGUGUUUAUGUGACAAAAUAGUAAAGGCAGUCUGCCCUGCUGAAAAUAACAAUAAAACCAUUACAGAAAAUUCUAAUGGUUUCCAUUAAAAUACCAAUAGGAACCAUUAGCUUUUACAAUUAAAUCCACUACACUGUAGUGUGUUUUGGGCCAUAUUCCAUUAGAACCAAUACAUAGAACCAAUACAUACCAUUAGAGAACAACAAAAACUAAUACACUAUAGUGUGUUUUGGGCCAUAUUCCAUUAGAACCAAUAAAAUUCCCAAUAAAACCAUUAGAAUUUUCUGUAAUGGAUUUAUUGUUUUUUUUUCAGCAGGGUGAGAAAGUGGACAAGUCUGUUUUCUCUGAAGCAAAAUGUUAAAAGUUUUUUUUACAUUAAGAU